This is a messenger RNA of Anolis sagrei ordinatus, 1306 nucleotides long. It is a transcript of the gene FBXO4, whose product is annotated as F-box protein 4. The record is from RefSeq and is a predicted model, not a curated record. Gene Ontology annotation, cellular component: SCF ubiquitin ligase complex. Gene Ontology annotation, biological process: protein polyubiquitination; SCF-dependent proteasomal ubiquitin-dependent protein catabolic process. NCBI's taxonomy places the organism in Eukaryota, Metazoa, Chordata, Lepidosauria, Squamata, Anolidae. Gene Ontology annotation, molecular function: protein binding.
AAGGCGGGACUUGGGCGUGUGUGGCCACUGCACAACAGCACCGGAGCGGAAGAGGAGAAGAACCGAAAGCAGUCCCUGCCCACUAGCGCGAAGAGACGCAGCAGCAGAGCGGUUUAGGUGUCACUGUCCCUUUAAGAAGCGCGCUUCUCCCAUUCCCAUCCAUGGCCGGAGAUUGGAGGCGAAUCGAGACCGCUUUGCGCAGCAGCCUCCGCCUCUUCUUUCGGGACAAAUGGGCCCAGCAUGGAAACCGAAAGGAGGUCUCCGAAGAGGAAGAGGAGCAGGAAGCGCAGCAGCCCAGCGCCCUGGAAGCCUUGCCGAUAGAUGUACAGCUAUACAUUAUGUCUUUUCUGACACCCAAAGAUUUGAGUUAUUUGGGAAGUACCAGUUGCUACUGGAGGCUUGCGGUCCAAGAUCCUUUACUCUGGAGACACUUUCUGAUUCGGGAUGUCCCUUCUUGGUCUGCCAUGGACUGGAAGUCACUCCCAGAUGCAAAGAUAUUUGACAGAUCCUUCCCUGCCUUCCAUAAUGAUACCUCAUAUGACUACAUGGCAGCGUACAGAAAGUGCCAUUCUUGUUGCAAACAGUCUCUGAGAUCCAGGCAGACCACAUAUGGAACCAUGGCUUCCUUUUUUCAGUCAUUGAUUACACAGCCGGAGCCUCGCUUUGCUAUGUUUGGGCCUGGUUUGGAAGACCUGAGUGAAUCUUUGAUGCACAAAAUGAUGGGGACACCAGACAUUUUGCCACUGGCUGGUAUUCCUUCGAGACAAAUACAUGGGAUAGGCUCAGGAGUCACAUUUCAUCUGAACAGCCAGAAAUUCAACAUUUUGACCCUGUAUUCAAGAAUCAGCAAGGAAAGACGAAGACCGAAAGAAGAGGACACCACUCCCGUCAACAAAAUAUUCCACACAGAGAACAACACUGAUGGCACAACACAGUACACUCUGAUUGAUCAUGUUAAAAAUAUGUGUGGACUCAUUGAUGGAUUCAUCUAUGUUGCAGAUGCUGAGGUGCAUAAAAGACACGAUCGUCCAACUGAAUUUGCUCAAAUGAUGGCAAUGCUUGAUCCAGCUCUUGGACCUUCUGACAGACCUCUCUUGGUUUUGUCCUGUGUUUCUGAUGCUGAGAUGAAAAGGAUCCCAUGUGUUUAUGUAGCACAUCAGCUUCAACUAAACCUGCUUAGUCAACCUUGGAUGAUUCAGGACACUGAAGCGGCCUCCUUAGCUGGACUGUUGGAUGGAAUUCAUUGGCUCCUGAAACAAACUGUACAUAGAAAUACUCAAUAAAUGGACUUUUUAAAGAGUGCCAA